AUGAAAUUAUCUCCUCUGGAUGAAAAACUACCAAACUUCUUACAUGAUUAUUUACCAAUUGAACCAAAAGAUGACAAAGUUUUCGUUACGUUAACUUAUGCUCAGUCAUUAGAUUCUAAAAUUUCGAGUGGACCAGGUAUUAGAACAGUUAUAUCUCAUCCAGAGACUAAAACCAUGACCCAUUAUUUACGUUAUCAUCAUCAAGGUAUAUUAAUAGGAACUAGUACUUUAUUAGUAGAUGAUCCAGGUUUGAAUUGUAAAUGGAAUCCAUUUAAUGAAACUACGAACCUUGACAAAUAUUCUCCUAGACCUAUCGUCAUUGAUAUGAAAAGGCAAUGGAACUUUAAAGGAUCCAAAAUGGAGCAAUUAUAUUUACAAAAGAAAGGUAAAUCUCCGAUAAUUGUUGUCAAUAAACUUCCAACACAUGCUGACCAAGAAGAAAAUGUUGAUUAUUUUGUUUAUGAUAAUUCAGAUGUAAUCGAUUGGGAGCUUUUAUUCCUGAAUUUGAAAAACAAAUAUAAUAUUAAAUCUAUUAUGGUAGAGGGUGGUGGAAAUGUAAUUAACCAACUGUUACUCAGACAUGAUUUAGUAAAUAGUCUAAUAAUAACAAUCGGUUCAGUUUAUUUAGGUGAGAAUGGCGUUUCUGUUAGUCCCUCUUCAAAUGUUCAACUAUCUGAUGUUAAGUGGUGGGUAGGUACAACUGAUUCUGUUUUAUCAUGUAGAUUAAAAAAUAACAAGGAUUCUUCCUAA
Molecule: messenger RNA, 750 nt
Organism: Tetrapisispora phaffii CBS 4417
Lineage: Eukaryota; Fungi; Ascomycota; Saccharomycetes; Saccharomycetales; Saccharomycetaceae
Gene: RIB7
Product: 2,5-diamino-6-(ribosylamino)-4(3H)-pyrimidinone 5'-phosphate reductase
Exons: 1
Coding region: 1-750 (249 amino acids)
Biological process (GO): riboflavin biosynthetic process
Molecular function (GO): 5-amino-6-(5-phosphoribosylamino)uracil reductase activity; NADP binding
Source: RefSeq, a predicted model, not a curated record